UACUUUCAUUAUCCGAGAGGAUCGAACAACGAUCAUUCGGCAAUCCCAUUGGCUGUUGAUCCUACCAACGGGAAACUCGACAAUGCCACCUGCGUUAUAUGCAAACCGAUGCAUUGGGUGGAGAAUAACACACUCUUGAUGAUCGAGGCCGGGGUACAAAGGUUGAGCUUUGAUUUGACGAACGACGAGGUCACAGAAAACACUUCAAAAGUUCCGCUACCGCAAGAAAAACCUCCAUCCCAGGGAGUAGUAGUAGAUCGUGCUCCCUUUGAGAGGUCGCACCAUGUGGAGUUUUACGUCACCUGCGUGUUUCUCACCGAAAAACGCGCGAUCGUCUUUCCCCGUGAAGGUUCCUUUAAUCAAUUUCACGAUUAUAUUCGGCAACGAUUUGGAUUACAAUGCAACAGUUUCUUCUAUAAAAACAAAGUGAAUGACAUGAUCACCCUCAAGGACGAGGAGGAUUGGAAGAUCGCGAAAUGGGAAGUCGAAAUGGAAGGGACCGUGAGGCUGGACGUCUACAUGGAAUAA
Molecule: messenger RNA, 528 nt
Organism: Acaulospora morrowiae
Lineage: Eukaryota; Fungi; Glomeromycota; Glomeromycetes; Diversisporales; Acaulosporaceae
Source: the annotation of a GenBank genome assembly